UGAUCAUCUGCCCGUCAACAUCUCCUCCUCUCCGCUCCAGGAGUCAGUUUGUAAAGUUGAGCCAUUAUGGGUCGGAAGGAGAUUCAUUGCAGCUGGAAGAAAAUCACCAACAACAUCAAAGAGAUCUUUGAUUUCAAAGAAAUUCUGGGAUCGGGUUCGUUUUCAGAGGUCUACCUGGUAAGAGAGAGAAAGACUGGAAAUUUCUACGCCCUGAAAUGUGUGAAGAAAAAACAGCUGCAUCACUCAAACCUGGAGAAUGAGAUCAAAGUGUUGAGGAGGAUAAAACAUAGUAAUGUGGUGGGGCUGGAGGAUUUCUAUGAAACAAGAACACACUAUUACCUGGUCAUGGAACUAGUGUCGGGUGGAGAGCUGUUUGACCGUAUUCUGGAUCGAGGAUUUUAUACAGAGAAAGAUGCCAGUUGUGUGAUCAAACAGGUCCUGGAGGCCGUUUCCUAUCUGCAUCAGAACAGCAUCGUCCACAGAGACCUGAAGCCUGAGAACCUGUUGUUCUACAGUCCAGACGAGAACGCAAAAAUCAUGAUCAGUGACUUUGGUCUUUCUAAGAUGUCUGAUCACGACGUGAUGUCCACAGCCUGUGGAACACCUGGAUACGUCGCUCCUGAAGUUCUGGCACAGAAACCGUACAGUAAAGCUGUCGACUGCUGGUCCAUCGGUGUCAUUACCUACAUCCUGUUGUGUGGCUACCCGCCAUUUUAUGAAGAGAAUGAAACGCGUCUUUUCUCCAAAAUAAUGAAGGCAGAAUACGCGUUUCACUCACCGUAUUGGGACGACAUCUCUGAAUCAGCAAAAGAUUUUGUCAAACACAUGCUGGAGAAAAGCCCAAGUAAACGUUUCACCACAGAACAAGCGCUCGCUCACCCAUGGAUCAUUGGAGACACGGCGCAUAAUGACAACAUUUAUCAGUCUGUGUGUGAACAGAUGCAGAAGAACUUUGCCAAAUCUAAAUGGAAGAAAGCCAUUAAUGUGUCAGUAGCGGUGAGUCACAUGCGACGGCUUCAGCUCGCUCACACUGACCCAGCGGUUCCCGCAGCGGCGCCGCUCAUCGCGGUUCUGGACGUGUCGUCGCCCGGACCACCCUCUGAUGAGCUUGACACCAAUGGGAACCCAUCGUGCAAUCACAUGGGCUUGAUGCCACACAGUGAUGUCAGCAGGGGGCGUGGCCCACUUAAGGCCUGUAACAGUGAGCCGAUGCACGCGCUGGUCGUCACGGAGACGGGACAACACGCAUAUCACUCUGAGUCUGAGCUGCCCUGCGCCACUCACGGAUCAGAGAGAACAACACUUGGUACAGAUGGGAAUGGCCGGUCGCUGCAGACCGGAGUCUGCUCUGUGAUGUAAUCAGCUGACUUGAUUGACAGCUGUCAGUCAAAUGAAGGGGAUUGUGCGACUGUCUGUUUGUCUGCACUGAUGGCUCGUUUCUCUAGGGGUCCCACAAACCGACGGACUCGCGAUCUGAAUCCAGAGUUACACGAGUGCCAACCACACACACACAAACAUGAACUCUCCUCUGAAUAUGUCAUUUCACUGUUUUCAGGUCAGGAGAUUGUGGAAAUAAGUUUGAGACAGCGGUGAGACCAUCUGCUCUGUUUAUUUUCAUAUUCCUGCUGUUUGUAUAUUCAUGUGGAAUAUUCAUAUUUGUGCCCAUUGUGGGCUGAUCAAGGUGCAUCUUGGGAAGAAAGACUUUAGCAUGCUGUGCUUAGUUCACAUGUGAGGUCGGAUCAUACUGUAUGUGCCACUGUAUGAAUUCUAUAGAACAAUCAAAAACGAAGACUACAGGACUGUGUUUGGAUCAUAUUUUCUUAAUUAAAAUAUAACGACCCGCACUUAUUGUUAAAGCUUGAAAUAUUGUUAUGAUAUGAAUGUGAUCUUAAUAAAAGUUAAUUUAGGGGUUUACUAAAAGUGUUAUGGCACAGACCCCUGCUGUAAUCUAUCAAGACGCUGCUGUUUAUCUGUUUAAAUAAACCUUACUUA
Myxocyprinus asiaticus (Chinese sucker) is the source of this 1992-nucleotide messenger RNA. RefSeq names its product calcium/calmodulin-dependent protein kinase type 1D-like. Gene Ontology annotation, cellular component: intracellular anatomical structure. The coding region runs from base 67 to 1359 and encodes 430 amino acids. The record is from RefSeq and is a predicted model, not a curated record. NCBI's taxonomy places the organism in Eukaryota, Metazoa, Chordata, Actinopteri, Cypriniformes, Catostomidae. The transcript has 13 exons. Gene Ontology annotation, molecular function: calmodulin binding; ATP binding; calcium/calmodulin-dependent protein kinase activity. Gene Ontology annotation, biological process: peptidyl-serine phosphorylation.